ACCGGGAUCGCCCGGCCUAGCCCGGGGCUCGGAGCCUGCGUCUUAGGGCCGCUCGGCGGGGGCCGUGGGUGCCUGGGGAGUGCGGGUGGAGGCCGCCUAGCCGGUGUCCCCGGGGGCCGCUGCUUCGGCCAUGAUCGACUCGGUGAAGGUGCGGCGCGACAGCGCGGCGGAUUUCUUCUCUCACUACGAGUACCUGUGCGCGCUGCAGGACUCGGUGCCGCUGCCCGCCGUGCGCGCCUGCCUCCGGGAAGGCGUGCUGGACUUCAACGCGGACCGCCUCCGCGUGGUGGACUGGGCGCCGCUCCUGAGCGCCCUCAGGAUCAAUAAAGAUCUGCCCUUGAUCUCCAUCAAGAGCUUCUUCCAGCCCUGGCUUGGUGAAACAGGUUCUGAUAUCAAUAAGCCUUGCAGAAGUCGGGUCCCUGCCAUAAGGUCCAAGGAUGUGACCUUCCAGCUAUGCAAAGCUCUUAAAGGCUGUGUGAGUGCCUCCAGCAUGCUAAGGAACCUGGAGUUAAAUGGACUAGUCCUGAGAGAGAGAGACUUAACUGUCUUAACAAAGGGAUUGAAUAAGUCGACCACAUUGGUCCACCUGUCGCUUGCAAAUUGUCCAAUUGGAGAUGGAGGCUUAGAAAUAAUUUGCCAAGGUAUAAAGAACUCUGUGGCUCUUAAGACAGUCAACUUCACGGGCUGUAACCUGACAUGGCAGGGGGCAGAUCACCUGGCCAAGAUCUUAAAGUAUCAGUCGAUGAGAAGACAUGAGGAAACUUGGGCCGAGAGCCUACGCUACAGGAGGCCAGAUCUUGACUGCAUGGCUGGCUUACGGCGCGUCACCCUGAACUGCAACACGCUCGUUGGGGACCUGGGCGCACGUGCCUUUGCAGACUCCCUCAGUGAGGACUUAUGGCUUAGGGCGCUUGACCUGCAGCAGUGCGGCCUCACCAAUGAAGGAGCCGCGGCGUUACUCGAAGCCCUGGAAACGAACAGGACUCUGGUCGUUCUGGAUGUAAGAAGAAAUCCGCUCAUUGACCAUACUAUGAUGAAAGCAGUUAUCAAAAAAGUCCUCCAGAACGGAAGGAGUGCGAAGUCAGAGUACCAGUGGAUAACUUCUCCGUCAGUGAGGGAGCCAGCCAGGACUGCCAGACAGAAAAAGAGAACUAUAAUUCUAGGAAGUGGCCGAAAAGGAAAAGCUACUAUUAGGAUCGGAUUGACCACAAAGAAACCUGUCAGCAGUGUGAAGAAACACUGCGUGGGUAAGGAAGGUUAUGCCCCGGAACCUCUGCCGCCCGGGGCGUGUGGUUUCCUGCCGUGGCGAACUGCGGAGCGCGCAAACAGGACCAGGGGGUUUCCAUUAAUCAAAACUCGUGAUGUAUCCAAACAGUUGCAGCAACCGAAUUUUCCUGUGACCGUGACAGUAGAGAGUCCUUCAUCUUCAGAAAUCGAAGAGGUCGACGAUUCUUCAGAAAGUGCUCAUGAAUUGCCCGAGAACACCAGUUUAAAGCAAGAGGCAUUGCAGGAGAAACUGGAGGAGUGCCUGAAGCAGUUCAAGGAAGAAAGAGUGAUCAGGCUGAGAGCUGAGCAGCGGGUUACUGAGUUGGAAAAGGAAAAUGCUCAGUUGAGAAAUAUCAAUUUCUCUUUGUCUGAAGCCCUUCAUGCACAGUCACUGACCAACAUGAUCCUGGAUGACGAAGGUGUCUUGGGCAGUAUUGAGAGCUCGUUCCAGAAGUUCCAUGCCUUCUUGGAUCUCCUUAAAGAUGCGGGGCUCGGGCAGCUUGCUGCAAUGGCUGGUAUAGAUCAGUCAGAUUUUAAUUUGCUAGGUUGUCCCCAGAUGAAUUCUACUGUUAGUGGCCUGCCUAAGGAAGACCGGAAAGCGCUUGAAGAAGACAGGCCGGAACAAACGCAGAGUGCUGUAGGACAGCUGCAGAACAUCCAAGUUUCUAUUUGUAUGCAGUCAGCUUACAAUGAAGGAACACUAAUGAAGUUUCAGAAAAUUACAGGUGAUGCUAGAAUUCCUGUGCCUCUCGACUCCUUCGGUGUCCCAGGUCCCAUGCAGGAGGCCCCCGUAGCUUCCAGAGAGCAGCCGGGAGCCGCAGCCACUGAGCAGCAGCGUGAGUCGUUGGAAGGGCUCAUCGCCAGGACGUGUUCUCCGCUAGCAGAGAUGAUUUCUGGAGUCAGAAGUCACAGAGAAGAGGAGGAAGCAUACAGCAGAGCAUCCUCAGAGAAGAUGGCCAGAAAAUACCCUGCCAAGAAACAGGCUGCAAGCGACCAGCAAGGCUGCGCGGACUCUUCUACAAACCGGAAAAACAAAGGCUUUGGAUCAAACGAUUCUUUGAUUAAUGAACCAGUUAAAAGUGAAUCUUUGAAAAAAUACAUUUCUGUCAAGAAAGAAAGUAGAAUAGUGACUGUUUCCUCGGAGACAAGUAAAAGUAAACCCAAUCCAGUAGAACAUUCUGAAAGUGACACGCUGGGAUCUGAGUUUGAAUUUCCAGAAAGCAUCCAUUCGCUGUCACGUCUGACAUAGGUUUAAAUCUUUUGAAAUUACGUUUUUUCCCUUCAAAUUGUAAUAAAUUUUCUUACAUUUU
Molecule: messenger RNA, 2576 nt
Organism: Ochotona princeps (American pika)
Lineage: Eukaryota; Metazoa; Chordata; Mammalia; Lagomorpha; Ochotonidae
Gene: CEP78
Product: centrosomal protein 78
Exons: 16
Coding region: 131-2515 (794 amino acids)
Cellular component (GO): centrosome
Molecular function (GO): protein binding
Source: RefSeq, a predicted model, not a curated record